AUGGGUUCUAUACAGGAAUUAUCCAAGCUUUCUGGCCAGAGCGACUGCUCUUACGUCUAUGGCUCCCGGUUCGCUGCCCGGCCUCUGCCAUCGCAUCAGCUUCCGGAUGGAGGGAUGCCAAAGGAUGUGGCGUACCAGAUGAUCCAAGAUGACUUGACCCUGGAUGGUCAGCCAAUAUUGAACCUCGCCAGUUUCGUGACCACCUACAUGGAAGACGAAGCCCUCAAGCUACUCGCCGAAUCAGCAAAUAAGAACAUCAUCGACCACGAGGAAUACCCCAAAUCCGUCGAGAUCGAGCACCGCUGUCUGAACAUCCUCGCCGACCUAUUCCACUCCCCGAUCUCCGACGGAGCCCCAACCGCCUUUGGCACGUCAUGCAUAGGGUCUUCCGAAGCCAUCAUGAUAGCAACCCUAGCAAUGAAGAAACGUUGGGAAAUCAACCGCAAAGCCCAGGGGAAAGAUUCCUCCAACCCAAACCUUAUCAUGAGCAGCGGCGUCCAAGUCUGCUGGGAAAAGGCAGCCAGAUACUUCGAUAUCACCGAGAAGCUAGUCCCAUGUACAGAGACGCGAUACGUGAUCGACCCAGUUCAAGCAGUCAACAUGGUCGAUGAGAACACCAUCGGCAUCUGCGCGAUUCUCGGCACGACAUACACGGGCCAGUACGAAGACGUACAAGCUAUCAGCGAACUUCUCAUUGAGAAGGGACUGGACACACCCAUCCACGUGGAUGCCGCCAGCGGCGGAUUCGUGGCGCCAUUCGUGAACCCGGAUCUAGUGUGGGAUUUCAAAUUACCCAACGUCGUCUCGAUCAAUGUCUCUGGACAUAAAUACGGACUAGUCUACCCCGGCAUCGGCUGGGCCCUCUGGCGGUCCCCAGAGUAUCUCCCCGAAGAGCUAGUCUUCAACAUCGACUACCUAGGCGCCGAGCAACUAAACUUCACAAUGAACUUCUCCAAACCAGCAUCCCACAUCAUAGCACAGUACUACCAGCUCAUCCGACUGGGCCGAAGCGGGUACACGAGCAUUAUGAGGAACCUCACGAAAACAGCCGACUACCUCACCAGCCAGCUGAAAGAAAUGGGCUUCGUAAUCAUGAGUGAAGGCGGUGGCCAGGGUCUACCGGUCGUGGCGUUUAGGUUGAGUUCGACGCAGAACGCCUUCUUGGAUGAAUGGGCGCUUGCACGGAAACUGCGUGAGAGGGGGUGGAUUGUGCCUGCUUAUACGAUGGCUGCUGAUUGUGAGACUAUGGGGAUGAUGAGGGUGGUUGUCAGGACGGAUUUCAGUAUGGGACGGUGUAUGAGUUUGAUGCAGGAUGUGCGGGAUUCGUUGGGGGCUUUGGCGGGUUUGGAGAUUCAGAAUAUUCAGCGGUAUCAGGCGUGA
Molecule: messenger RNA, 1380 nt
Organism: Penicillium mononematosum
Lineage: Eukaryota; Fungi; Ascomycota; Eurotiomycetes; Eurotiales; Aspergillaceae
Exons: 4
Coding region: 1-1380 (459 amino acids)
Biological process (GO): L-glutamate catabolic process
Cellular component (GO): cytosol
Molecular function (GO): glutamate decarboxylase activity; pyridoxal phosphate binding
Source: RefSeq, a predicted model, not a curated record